Peronospora belbahrii is the source of this 1068-nucleotide messenger RNA. Lineage: Eukaryota; Oomycota; Peronosporomycetes; Peronosporales; Peronosporaceae. The record is from the annotation of a GenBank genome assembly.
AUGUCACCAAACCCAUUUGAAGUAUCAAACAUGCUUAUUGCUGGCAAUACGUGUACCGCAGCAUCUUCACGUCGCCGUGUUCUUGUCACUGGUGCCGCUGGGUUCAUUGGUUUUCACACUGCUAAGGCACUACUGGCUCGUGGAGACGACGUGGUUAUCAUCGACGAGCUUAACGAUUAUUACGAUGUAAAGCUUAAGCAGCACAACCUCGACUGGCUCACAAAGACAUACGGAAGUCAAGUGAGCGUGUACAUUGGCGAUAUUUGCGACCAGCAGCUCGUGCGUCGUGUGCUUAAGGAGAGCAAAGCUGACUCGGUAGUGCAUCUGGCGGCCCGUGCGGGCGUCCGUCCAAGCAUUGACAACCCACUCAUCUACAUCCAGGCCAACGUGGUGGCCACAAUGGUACUGCUAGAAUCAUGUCGCGAGUUUGGUAUCAGUAAAUUCGUGUACGCAAGCAGCAGCUCAGUGUACGGCGGCAGCAUGAAGGAACGUUUCAGUGAAGAGGACAUUGUGGACUUCCCUGUGAGUCCGUACGCCGCGACCAAGAAGAGCUGUGAGCUGUUGGCGCAUACGUACCAUCACCUGCAUGGUAUGGAUACCAUUGGACUGCGCUUCUUCACGGUUUACGGUCCGCGCGGUCGCCCCGACAUGGCGCCAUUCAAGUUCAUGGACCGCAUUGCUCGCGGUGUGGCCAUUGAUCAGUAUGGAGACGGUUCUUCAUCGCGCGACUAUACGUUUAUCGAUGAUAUCGUACAGGGCGUUGUACUGAGUCUAGACCGUGGUCAUGGUUGCGAGGUGUUUAACCUCGGCCGAGGUACGCCCGUGCUAUUGACGGACUUUAUCUCGAUUAUCGAGGGUCUUGUAGGCAAGAAAGCAAAGAUCAAUAUUCUGCCAAACCAGCCGGGUGACGUGCCACGUACAAGCGCCGACAUCUCGAAAGCAAAGCAGCUGCUUGGCUACAAACCCACGACUCCACUGGAGCAGGGCCUGGCAAAGACAUGGGAAUGGUAUUCCAAGUUCUACAACGCGACGUCAAUCGAGUCUCCGACCGGGUCAAUGCAUGCUUAA